GCGGGAAGCCGGGCUGCUGCUCUGCGGUGAUUUUCAGGCUCGCGCUCUGUCCGACUCGACACGGCGCGUGACAGGAAAACAAGCAGGAGACAAAAGAAAAGGCCACGCGAGCAGAAGAUUUGUUGCCAGAAUUUCAGCCUCUCUCAGCCAACAACACCGACACCGGCUGCUGUCACGCGCGAAACGCGACGUGGCGCUCGUGCCACCGUCCCAUUCAGCGGCUCGUCGGGACCCUCCCUUCAGACGGUCGUGCCUCGCGAGCUGGCGGAGACGCGGUGAACGGCGGCUCGGAUCAAUCAAGCCGCCCGCGUGACCAGGACUGACCUCCUGCGGCGAUGCGAAGAUGGCGAGGAUGCUCCACCACCUGGCGCUCCUCCUGGUCGGACUGGCGGUGAAGAUCAGAGUCCUGGGCUACUGGUCGCUGGUCUACGGCUACUGCGCCCUGUGCGCCGCCGUGGCGCUGCUGAAACUUUGGUGGAGCGUCGUGCUGCGGCCGACCACGACCUUCCGCUGGGGGCUCCGAGAAACCCCCCCGGCUUGUCUGAACGACACGUCCUUGGGAACCCACUGUUAUGUUCGCAUCAAGGAGUCCGGCCUCCGCUUUCACUACGUCGCAGCUGGAGAGCGAGGGAAGCCCCUCAUGCUGUUUUUGCACGGCUUCCCUGAGUUCUGGUUCUCCUGGCGCUACCAGCUGCGUGAGUUUAAGAGCGAGUUCCGUGUGGUGGCUGUCGACAUGCGUGGCUACGGAGAGUCGGACCUGCCGCUCUCCACCGAGAGCUACGGCUUCGAUUACCUGGUGACCGAUGUGAAAGACAUCGUGGAGUACCUCGGGUACAACAGAUGCUGCCUUGUAGGCCAUGACUGGGGCGGGACGGUUGCCUGGCUGUUUGCCAUCCAUUACCCUGAGAUGGUGACGAAGCUCAUCGUCCUGAACUGUCCUCAUCCGUCUGUGUUCACAGAUUAUGCCCUGCGCCACCCGAGCCAGCUGCUGAAGUCCAGCCACUUCUUUUUCUUCCAGCUGCCCCGCUUCCCGGAGCUCAUGCUCUCCAUCAACGAUUUCAAGGCUCUGAAAGCCUUGUUCACCAGCCGCAGCACAGGGAUCGGGAGGAAAGGCCGGUGGCUGACUGCAGAGGACCUGGAGGCCUACCUGUACGCACUGUCACAGCCCGGAGCUCUAACAGGAGCCCUCAACUACUACAGGAAUGUCUUCAGCUCCCUGCCCCUGAGCCACAAACACGUCAGGUCUCCGGUGCUGCUGCUGUGGGGAGAACGGGACGCCUUCCUGGAGCAGGAGAUGGCGGAGGCCUGCCGCCUCUACAUCAGGAACCACUUCCGUCUCAACAUCAUCUCUGGGGCCAGCCACUGGCUGCAGCAGGACCAGCCCGACAUUGUGAACACCCUCAUCUGGACCUUCCUGAAGGAGGGAGAGGGGCGCAAAAGUUACAGGAACUAAAUGAGCAACCUCCUCCUGCACUCUCCCCUCCACUCCUCCUCACUUGCCACUCCUGGAAGCCUUUAAUAUGCCUGUGACACCAAGCGACAUAGUGAUGAUGCAAUCAUACUUUGGAUUUUUUUCCACAUUUUAGAUAUUUUUUUUAAAAGAAGGUCAGCAGUAAAGGAGCGAAUCAAAGCACACCUCACCGGAGAGAGCGAUGAAGAGUACACAAGACACAUGUUCAAGAUGUUUUUUGCACACGACAGUGACAUCCGCCUUAAAGUUUGUCGGUUACAGCAUUACAAAUGUGUGGCGAAACCGUUUUGUGACUCGUAUUGUGUGGUGCCUUUUAACUUUCGAACUGUCGCAGUGUAAAAAACGUCCCGAGGAGUCGGGAUGUUGCGUUGUCAGCUGUACUUGUGUGUUUCACUCAGUCGCUCAACUCUAGUUCGAGCACAGUCUUUUGGGGGGUCAGGACCCCCCUUGCUCCCUUUAUCAGGUAGUGUUUGUCACGAACUGUUUUCUUUGUUUUCUUUGUUUUGUUUUUGUUUUUUCAAAGAUGUUCGCUGUAAUGUAGAGAAUGUUAUCAUGAUCUUCCUGUCUAGAAAUGUCACUGAUGGUUAUUGUACUAUUUUGUAUAUCUUCUACACACUGCAUUUUGAAGUUUGCUGAGCCAGGUCUACACCGUUUGAUUUUAUAAAUAAACUGAAUAAGUGUCA
Molecule: messenger RNA, 2154 nt
Organism: Austrofundulus limnaeus
Lineage: Eukaryota; Metazoa; Chordata; Actinopteri; Cyprinodontiformes; Rivulidae
Gene: ephx4
Product: epoxide hydrolase 4
Exons: 7
Coding region: 344-1453 (369 amino acids)
Molecular function (GO): catalytic activity
Source: RefSeq, a predicted model, not a curated record